Messenger RNA from Quercus lobata, 1664 nucleotides. Its product is annotated as cytochrome P450 94A2-like. Gene Ontology annotation, molecular function: iron ion binding; monooxygenase activity; oxidoreductase activity, acting on paired donors, with incorporation or reduction of molecular oxygen. NCBI's taxonomy places the organism in Eukaryota, Viridiplantae, Streptophyta, Magnoliopsida, Fagales, Fagaceae. The record is from RefSeq and is a predicted model, not a curated record. Bases 138 to 1664 code for a protein of 508 amino acids. The transcript has a single exon.
UUAUGUUCCAUUUAAAAUGUUGCUUAUAUCAGUGCCUAUCCUUAUAUCAGAAACUAACCUUAUAAAACCCAAGUCCUCCCUAUACACUCCAUUCAUUUCUAUCGCUUUAAAUCUUCUCUUUUUCUCUUCCAAUAUCUAUGGAGCUCUUCUCUGUCCAAACGUUCCUCUUCUUAUUUCUUCUUUCUCUAUAUCUCUACUUUUACUUUAACACUUCCACAGAAAAACCCAUAAAAAAACCAGGCCCAAAAAUAUACCCUAUUUUUGGAGUUUUACCUGAUUUCUGGAAAAAUAGGCACCGUUUUCUUGACUGGUUAACUGAAAUUCUGAGAGAUCGCCCAACAAACACUAAUGUAAUUUGGAGUCCAAUCAAGGGCUAUGUCUUCGUCACAGCCAACCCAUCCAACGUUGAACACAUGCUCAAGACCAACUUUGAAAACUACCCAAAAGGAAAUUGUUUCACAACCCUUCUCGAAGACUUUCUUGGCCAUGGAAUCUUCAACUCCGAUGGUGAACUCUGGAAAAUCCAAAGGAAAACAGCUAGCUAUGAAUUCAACACCAAAUCUCUCCGCAACUUUAUCAUGGAAAACGUCACCGUUGAGAUCAGUACAAGACUGCUUCCCGUUUUAACAAAAGCCUCAGAAACACAACAAGUCUUGGACUUGCAAGACAUCUUGGAGCGUUUUGCGUUUGACAAUAUAUGUAAAUUGGCUUUCAAUAUCGACCCAAGUUGUCUUAGCAUUAAUGGAACUGGUGCUUCUGAGUUCAUGCGGGCUUUUGAAGAAGCUACAACAAUUUGCUCUGAGAGAUUCUUGGAUGCGUUACCAUUUAUUGCAAAAGUCAAAAAGUUUCUAAAUAUUGGAUCAGAACGAAGGCUAAAAAAAUCAAUCAAAAUCGUCCAUGAAUUUGCAGACAAUAUUAUACGAUCCAGAAUGGGCCAAAAAGUUGAUAAAGAAAAAGACCUAUUGUCUCGUUUUAUGUCAAACGAAGAAAAUUCACCCGAAUUUCUCAGAGAUAUUGUCAUAAGCUUUAUUCUAGCAGGACGUGACACAACCUCUUCGUCUUUGAGUUGGUUCUUUUGGCUCUUAUCUUCGCAUCCAAAAGUGGAACAAAACAUAUUGAAAGAGCUUGAAACUAUACGGGUUCGUUAUAGAAAAAACAUAGGUGAAACAUAUAGUUACAACGAGCUUCAUGACAUGCAUUAUCUACAUGCAGCAAUCUCAGAAGCACUAAGACUUUACCCACCUUUACCGGCCGAUACCAAAACAUGUUUAAACGGUGAUAUAAUGCCAGACGGAACUUUUGUUGGGAAGGGUUGGCAGGUGACUUAUCACAUGUAUGGAAUGGGGAGGAUGGAAAGCAUUUGGGGGAAGAAUUGUUUUGAGUUUUUGCCUGAAAGAUGGAUUGAGAAUGGAGUGUUUAAGCAUGAGAGCCCGUUUCGGUUUGCAGUAUUUCAAGCCGGGCCAAGAAUCUGUCUUGGUAAAGAUAUGGCUUAUAUUCAGAUGAAGUCCAUUGCUGCGUCUGUGUUGGAGAGGUUUGAGAUGGAGGUAAAGAGUAAGGGCAAGGUACCUGAGUACUUGUUGGCCUUUACGCUGAGGAUGAAAGGUGGAUUACCUCUAAGGGUGAGGAAAAGAUGUAUCGAUGAGAUUAAUUGGUGUGAAUCAUGA